Messenger RNA from Lottia gigantea (owl limpet), 627 nucleotides. RefSeq lists its product as hypothetical. Gene Ontology annotation, molecular function: protein tyrosine phosphatase activity. The transcript is spliced from 5 exons. Gene Ontology annotation, biological process: protein dephosphorylation. The annotation marks the transcript as partial. NCBI's taxonomy places the organism in Eukaryota, Metazoa, Mollusca, Gastropoda, Lottiidae. The record is from RefSeq and is a predicted model, not a curated record.
GAUAAUAGUCAUAGUGAUUAUAUUAAUGCAAAUUUUCUACCAGGUUUUAACAGUAGUAAGGAAUAUAUCGCUACCCAAGGACCACUUCCUGGAACCAUCAAUGAUUUCUGGAGAAUGAUAUGGGAGUACAAUGUUACUAUUAUUGUUAUGUUAACGUCCUGUAAAGAAAGUGGUCGGUCAAAAUGUGCACAAUACUGGCCUAGUGAAUUUGGUGACGCGGUAGUGUAUGGUGAUAUUAGAGUAGAAAACACUUCAUCUUCUACGAUUAAUACAUAUACUUGUAGUGUAUUACAUUUAACAACGAAGACUCAGAGUGAAGUGCGAGUUGUGAAACAUUUUCAUUUUUUAACAUGGAAAGAUAUGACAGCAUCUAUUGAGAGACAUGAUAUUCUGGAAUUUAUUUCUACUAUUAGACAACAUAUAACACCACAGCAGGACGGACCUAUUGUGGUGCACUGCAGUGCUGGUGUUGGCAGAACUGGUACUUUUAUAGUGUUAGAUUAUAUAAUGCAGUAUAUACAAACACAUGACCUCAAAAAUACUUUAGAUAUUUAUGGUUUUAUAAUGAAGUUACGAGAUUAUAGAGUCCUUAUAGUACAGAGUGAGGUAAGUAGGUUCGCCUGCUAG